UGACUGACAGCCAGCCCGCUAGCUGCUGCCGACUAGCAGCUCCACUGUCACCGGCAAUGAUACAGCAAACACUGAGUCGACAAAAGACACCGUGAUGGACACUUUUUAUCACUACAAAGACGGAUAUUAUUUAGGCACCACUGUGUUUUGACUGCAGACCGAGUUCAUUUUUUUGCUAAGCUGACGUUUGGACAGACUGAUCCGGGAAAAAGACGACGUCUGGGAACAGGAAUGGAUGCGAUGGAUGAUUUCCUGUGACACACCGGCCAGCUAGGAGGCUUUCACAUUAACUUUGAGUCUCACCUGACUAUGUAGAUGAUUCAGGGUUAGACAUAUGUGUGUACUCAGUUGUGACCUUUUAAAAUUUGCAAAAUAAUAUGAGUUAGUGCGUGAGUACACCAAGUGCUGGAACAGCCAAUCGCUUGAAGCGACCUAAUAUAGCUUUAAGCUAACGGAUAGCUAACGUUAGCUAAAUAUCGCUUACUGCUAUUCUUUUAUUUUAACUGUUAUUUGCUUCAGUGAAGGCAGUCGCCUUUAUCUUACGGAAGUAAAUGUAUACAUGUUAUAUAGGUGGGACGUCACUGAAAAGCUAGCCUUUCUUUCUAACUGUAGCCUGUGACGCGUAGCUUGGUCUUAAAGGACAUAAAUCAUCUGACUUCUCACUUAUGGCUGGUUAGUGUCGUGGUACUGCAACUGACCCAGCUAGCUAGCGUUUCUGUUAGCUAGUAGGUAGCUCAACAGCCGACAGCCACUUACUGGCCUGUGACUGCUCGCCUAUAAAAAUGCAUCACCAGGACUUUUCUGGAGACCCACCUGGGUCCGGAAGCAGGAAAACGUCGCACGCGACUGUUUUCCAUCACAGGAGGGGCAGCAGCGGUGCGUCUGCAUCCUCACUGACAGGUGUCAGCAGCGGUGAGGACAACCCAACCCAGGCUGGAUCCUCUUCUCCUGGACUCCACCACCAGCCACAGUCCCAGGUGGUCGGGGCUCAAGUGAAGAAGAAGAGCGGCUUCCAAAUAACAAGCGUCACCUCUGCUCAGAUCAGUGUGAGCGGCAACAACAGCUUGGCAGAUGACACUGAGAGCUAUGAUGACAUGGAUGAGUCGCACACGGAAGACCUCUCCUCCUCUGAAAUGCUGGACGUGUCUGUGUCCAGGGCCACGGACACGGGCGUCCCAGAGAGGAGCUCAUCUGAAGAGACACUGAACAGCCUCCAUGGGGUCGACACACCUGGCCUGGUGUCGCCCAAUGAGCCACUGCACCUUCACUCCAUCCCUCAGGGCUCUCAGCAGCAGCCUACAAUGGUCAAUGGGACUGUGCAUUAUCCUCAGCACCAUCAUCAUGGUCACCAUCCUGAUAAGAUGGGGGGAGGAGAAGUGUCAAUGACGCCUGCAGGGGCAACUCUCCCUGUGGCUCCCCUAGCCAGCUCCAGCCCAGGUCCGGUUUCCAAAGCUGGUGCUGGGCCUGGCCAGUCUCGGAGGCCACCCGUAUUGGAUAACACAAGACUGGCAGGUGUAGCAGCCCAGCCGUUAGCCACUGUGGUUGGUGGUACGGCCAGUGACACACAUGUACCAGGCACUAUGAACAUUACCGGUGUGUCUGCUGUAAGUGCAAUGCCCGCCACUGGGAUCGCAGGUUUUGAUAGCACCAGUGUGAGCGGGCAAGGAGUGUCCUCUGGAGUUGGAGCAGGCCCGUCUGCAGCCCCCAGUGCUCAGUCGCAGCCCACCCAAACUCAGGCGGCUGGUGGCUCUCGUUUCAGGGUGGUCAAAUUGGACACUAACUCUGAGCCGUUCCGCAAAGGAAGGUGGACUUGUACAGAGUACUAUGAAAAGGAGAUUCCUUCCACAACUGUGUCUGAGACAUGUAAGGGCACUGAGGCAGCUGCAGAGACUGAGCCAGGGAGCGGAGGCACUGUGGUGGCCAGUCCAAGCUUACCUGCUGUGCAACCACCUCACACACUGCAGCCCUAUCAGCAGCCAAGCCAGGACUUCACCAGUCCUCAACCCAUGCAGAGCCCACCACAGGGACUGGUCCAAAACGCUCCUCUGACUCAUGUGCUGUCGCAGGAGGUUGGUGGGGGUCACAUGCCUCAGAAGCCUAUGGCCCCUGUCGCUCUCCCCACAGCAACACCACAGGCAAUGGCACAGCUCAGUGUGAGUCAGCCUCCCUCUGUCAUGCCCCAGCAGUUGUCCUAUGCUGUGGAGCCACACCAGGCCCAGCCUCAGGUAGGUUACCCCACACCCCAGGUCCCUGUGGGGGGCAUGGCCCCGAGCAGUGUCCGGCAACCGGACUUUAUCCAGCCCACUGCUCCGUUCCAGACGCAGGUCCAGCCCCCACUGCCUCAUGUUACACCAGGAGUCUCUAUGACGAUGGGCCCUGGGGGAGCGACUCAGCCACCAGUCACCAUCGCUCAACAACUGCCCCUUCAAGGUCAAUCCGCACCCCCUGCUCAGGCAAUAUUUGCUCCAGGCCAGGCACAGGCCCUUCCUACUCAGCCCCAACAACCACAGCCACAGCUGCUCCCCCAAGUCCAAGCCCAGCUCCCCUCAUCCACCCCUGCCCCGGUCGCACCCACCCAGGGGACCUCUUACAUGCCUCUGACUGCGCUGCAAGCUGACCUUCAGCCCUUGCUGACCCCAGGUGCAGCCCUCACACAGACCUCUGGAGCCAUCCAGGCUCCUGGCAUUAUGAGCUCUUUCCGAAGCACCCAGUUGGAGGACGCCCAGAGGCUCCUGUCCAAACACCAGGGUCUGCUUGGGCUGCCUAGGCUGGGGGCAGUCGCAGGCGGAGAUGGGGCUGCUGAGGCUGGUGGCGCUGCAGGAUCCCUGGCCCACAUGGGGAUGGGAGUCGAGGCCAGUGCCUUGAUGGCUGCUGCUGCGGGCCUCAGGACCCAGCCUGCUGAGGGAGAGGAGGACAGCUCUUCGGGUGCAAGUGUCGUGGCCAUUGACAACAAGAUUGAACAAGCAAUGGACCUGGUGAAGAGUCACCUUAUGUACGCCGUGCGCGAGGAGGUGGAGGUGCUGAAGGAGCAGAUCAAAGAGCUCAUCGAGCGCAACUCCCAGCUGGAGCAGGAGAACAACCUGCUGAAGACCCUGGCCAGCCCCGAGCAGAUGGCUCAGUUCCAGGCUCAAGUCCAGACCGGCGGCUCCCCGACUGGCACCACCCAGCCCCCGGCCGUGGGCUCGGCUGGGACGGCGCUGGCCCCACCCUCCACACAAAACUCCGGCACCUCCGCAUAGCUCAAACAAGGAGCAACGCUACGCUGGGAAAACCCCUGAGGCGCUGACAUGCCAACGGGGAAAAGAGACAGGGAAGAUGGGAGGAAGAAGAAGAGGAGGAGGAGGAAGGAGUCUUAGCAUACUGUGAACUGACUCUAGCAUCAAGACCAACUAUGCCACUGUCUCGAGGAGCGCACGCUACAAACAACCCGAGGAAAACAAAAAAAGACUUGGUUUUUGCACAUUUUAUUUAACUGAAAGACUUCGGAGUCGCACCGAUGUGUGUCUGCUUUCUCGCCAACUUUUAACCUGCUUCAGACAAUCGUUGUCAUCGUUGUUGUGGUGGUGGUGGCUGUCGUGUUGGUGGUGAUGAUGAGGCAAGGGCACAGGUGACCUGAACUGACAUUCCUAGAGCCUUCGUCGUCAAGGGUGACGGGGAGGGCGGGGUUAAUGUGUUGCCCAACCAGUCGGGGAGCACAGAGCUCGCGCUGCAUGCCUCUGUUUGGUCUCAUCGAAUCCCUCCCCUUCAGUGACUCUUGGAAAAGUGUGCGGUCAUAGCACCCAACCCUAUCUGUGUCCCUGCGUUUUCAGUUUUUAUCCUGUCUUCUAAUUUUGUUUUUUGUAACCUUUUGCUUUUUUCUUCGCUCUGAGGCUCAAACUUAGAACAAGCACUUUUGUCAGCGACACCUGUCAGAAAGAUGUAUCUAGUUGACAGCAGAGGGACAACAGAGAACGAGAAAACAACAACAAAAAAAAAGAAAGACACAACCCAUCUGGAAUGGGAGGCAGAGAAACAAUUAGCUCAACUCACUUUUUUAGGUUUCUAUUCUCGCAGUCGUCAAUUAGGAAUCUCAUAUUUUAGAGGCGGGUAGUGCGGGGUUGUGUGAAAUUAUGAAAGACACAUUAGCUGCGCCUCAUUGUUCACUUUGAGAACUCAGUGUUCCUCUUGAUGCUCACGUCGAUGUCCCCACCCUAACACACUCUCCCUCCCUCUUUCUCCCCACAAGUACUGAUGGAGCAUUAAACAUUUAUGCAGGGAAUCAAUGUUUUUUUAGGGAGGGCCGGGAAAGGUGUAGGAUUGCAAUUCGUUUUGUUUGUUAUAUUUUGUUCUCUGUUGAUGUAAUUAAUGUCCUAGUGGUCUGUAAAAUAAAUAAAAGAAAGGCGAAUAAAUAGGACAUGACUGUUUUUAGGUUGUGAACUUUGUACAGAUUUAAAUUUCCAGUUAAAACUCUGCCAAGUGCCUGGUUUCCAACCAUAGAUACAUAUGCCUCUUUUUUUAUUCUUUUAUGUAUAUAUAUCUAUGGUUUUGCCAGGUUUUGAACUACCUGUGAUGUCAGUACUCAGGGUGGGAACAGAAGAGGAUUGUUACCUCGCCACUAAGAUGCUGUCUCUCCCGCGGUGACACACAGCCUCGUACUGUACGUGGAGUUUCCUCUGCCAUCGCUUACUCACUCGCUCAAAUGAUCUGAACUGUUAUACCGUUUGAGGACUUGUGUAGUUGUUCUUAAUGACAAUGGUGAUUUUUUUUUCUUUGUUUGUUCGUUUGUUUGUUUUUGUACAACCAAGUAUUUGAGUUGCUAAUUGGGCAGCCAGAGCUGAACACAAUUAUGAGUCACUUGGUAAAAGGAAAAUGCCUAGUAGAAUUAUUUCAGUGUUUUGUGCAUGUUCCUCAUUCACAAAUGUGACGUUACAAUUGCACUAAACAGUUGCACCUCAAAUAAAAAUGAAAAACAAAAAA
This is a messenger RNA of Myripristis murdjan (pinecone soldierfish), 4956 nucleotides long. Its product is annotated as TSC22 domain family protein 1. Gene Ontology annotation, cellular component: cytosol; nucleus. Gene Ontology annotation, biological process: regulation of transcription by RNA polymerase II; negative regulation of apoptotic process; positive regulation of cell population proliferation. The transcript is spliced from 3 exons. NCBI's taxonomy places the organism in Eukaryota, Metazoa, Chordata, Actinopteri, Holocentriformes, Holocentridae. The record is from RefSeq and is a predicted model, not a curated record. The coding region runs from base 783 to 3239 and encodes 818 amino acids.